Anolis carolinensis (green anole) is the source of this 4827-nucleotide messenger RNA. Its product is annotated as taste receptor type 2 member 40-like. NCBI's taxonomy places the organism in Eukaryota, Metazoa, Chordata, Lepidosauria, Squamata, Anolidae. Gene Ontology annotation, cellular component: membrane. Gene Ontology annotation, biological process: G protein-coupled receptor signaling pathway; detection of chemical stimulus involved in sensory perception of bitter taste; sensory perception of taste. Gene Ontology annotation, molecular function: G protein-coupled receptor activity; bitter taste receptor activity. Bases 188 to 1117 code for a protein of 309 amino acids. The transcript has a single exon. The record is from RefSeq and is a predicted model, not a curated record.
ACUAGAGGCAUUUGAAAACCGUGGAUACAUUCUUUGGGGAUACCAUAAGCAUGGUAAGGUAUUCCAGACUUAACUUCUACCAUUGAAUGGGGAAACUAGAAAUCAUUUCAUAGGAUUACUCAAAGGACUUGAUUAUUUAUAGAUAAUACUUGGAUAAAGCAACUCAGAAAGACUGGCAACAGUGAACAUGGGGACUGUAAAUUCUCUUCAAACCACCUUUCAGGUUGUUAUCAUGACUUGCUGUGCUGUGGGGAUAAUAGUCAAUGUAUUUAUUUUGGUCAUUGGCUACCUAGACUGGGCAACAAGGAAAAAACUGCCCAAUUGUUACAUGAUUGUAAGUUGUCUCAGUUCAUCUAGACUUCUUCUGCAAGGGACAGUAUUGUACUCUACGCUUUGCCAAGGGACACGCCACUGGAAUGUACUCAGGGUACAGUCAGCCCUCCUGGUGUUGUCCAGCACAGCUUGCCUUUGGUUUGCUGCUUGCCUCAGUGCCUUCUACUGUGCAAAGAUUGCCACUUUCACCCAGCGGCAUUUCCUGCUAAUGAAGCUGAGAAUCUCUGGGAUGGUUCCAUAUCUUCUUCUGGGAUCAAUGUUGGUCUCUUUGAUCUCUUCUGUCCCUUUCAUCUGGACAGAUUUUAGUGUUCACCUCUGUAACUCAACCAGGAGUUCUGUGAAAAACACCACCAGUGACAGCACCGUUGGGAACAUCUCCUACUUCAAGGUUUUCAUCGUGUACCUGACUUGGAUGACCAUUCCUCUUCUGUUCUUCACAGCAUCAUCCACCCUCCUAAUUGCAUCUCUCUGGAGACACACCAAACAGAUGAGACGCAACAUGACUGGCUUCAAGGAUCUGAGCACACAGGUUCACAGCAAUGCCAUUAAGACUCUGAUCUCCUUCCUAGUGCUUUAUUUCUGCAGCUUUGUAGAUGAGAUUCUGCUGGGGAUCCCUUCCUGCCUAACUAGGAAUAGAUGGAAACACAGUAUCUGUUCAUUCAUUGCUGCUGUAUGCCCCUCCAUCCAUUCCAUUCUUUUGAUUUUCUUUAAUGUUAGGCUGAAGCAGACAUUCAAAGGCAUUCUGCUUUCCAUGAGGUGCCAUGGGGGAAAAGCCUGUUCCUAAGAGCCUGCCAAAAAGAAGAAGAAGAAGAAGAAGAAGAAGAGGGAGACAGUUUUGUCAUCUGAAAGGACCUGGGAAGAUUAAUUUACUCAUAGUUAAGAUGAACAAAUUUAUCUUCCCAGGUCCUUUCAGAUUGCAGUUAUGUUUAUAAACAUAGGACUUUUAUUUCUAUUUUUAUUUCAAAGUUUCAGCAGCUAUUUCCAUUUCAGAAUGCUUUCAGUAGAGAGCUUGUUGUUGUUGUUGUUGUUGCUGUUGUUGUUUUUGCAAAUGCACAGUGUAGUUGCAGGCAGGAAACUAAAGUGUGGAGUUGUGGCUUGGAUGAUAUUAAAUCUAUUUUUAAUUUCUUCUCAAGGAAGCAUUGCUUUACUGCAUAUGUAAAAGUGUCAUGUAUUCCCCCAAAAUAAUUUAAAUCCAAACCAACUUUAUACAAAUAUUUGAGAGGACGCAUUCUCUCUCCCUUUGUCUUAUCUUUUGUUUUGAUUAUAAAUUAAUGAAAAAAAUUCUUUUUAAUUUUUUUUCACAGAGAUUAUACAUCAGGAAUGGUUUCUAACAGUUUUCAUUGUCUCUGUUAAAACACAUCAGAACCUGAAUUCCACCAGUAGUUGUGGUUGUAAUGAUUUUAUAUAGUAAUUUUUUAAAAUUAUCUCUGGUUGAUCAAGAAAUUGGAAGCCAAAUUGACAGAGGUUCUUUCACUAGGGUUCUUCAACUAGGGUUUUUUUCAACUAGUUCUUCUGCCAGGGUUCUUUCCAAAUUUUUCAUUUAGUGGUUCUGUGAAUCUAGAUGAUCACAAGAUCUUUUUGGACUGAAAGAUUCUAUGAGUCUAACCUAAUCACACAGGUAAGGCUUUUUUUAAAACAAGCUUUUAAAAAUGCACACCUCUUCUGAAGAAAGGUUGCCAAGAAAACCUCAUGAUAGGUUCACCAUGAAUCUGAAUGAGCGUGAAGGUACAUAAGAAGAGCAAAUAUAAUGGAGGGUAGAUGAAGCAUUUGAAGGGAAGCGUCACCAAGCUACACUGCUCUUUAAAAUUAGAAAUAACAUAAUGAACAUGAGCCAAGAGUGUGAUGCAGAAGCUUAAAAAGCCAAUGGGAUUUUGGGCUGCAUCAAAAGAAGCAUAGUGUCUAGAUCGAGGGAAGUCAUAGUACCUUUGUAUUAUGCUUUGAUUAUAUCUCUUACCUGAAAUAUUGUGUCAAAUCCUGGGCACAACAGUUCAAAAAAGAUAUUGACAAGGUGGAAGGUGUCCAGAGGGGGGCAACUAAAAUGAUUAAAGGUCUGGAGACCAUGAAUUCCCAUGAGGAGCAUCUUAAAGAGCUGAGUAUGUUUAGUCUGAAGAAGAGAAAGUUGAGAGGAGACAUUAUAGCCAUUUAUAAAUAUGUGGAAGGGUGUCAUAAGGAAGAGGGAGUAGGCUUGUUUUUUGCUGCCCUAGAAACUAGGACUCAGAGCGAUGGGUUCAAAUUACAGGAAAGGAGAUUCCACCUGAACAACAGGAAGAACUUCCAGCCCAUACAAACUGUUCAACAGUGGAACUCUCAGCCUCAGAGUGUGAUGGAAACUUCUUCCUUGGAAACUUUUAAACAGAAUCUCUUCCAACUCUAUUAUUAUAUGAUUCUAUGAUUCUAAUGCUGUAAUGCCUUAUCCAUGCUAUCACUUCACCAAUAAAAGCAGGUAAUAGUGAACUUCAGGAGCUGGGAGAAAUUCCAUUAAAGACAUAUAGAAACAAAAUCGCUGUAUUUACUACUGAUGAAGAGAAAUGUGUUUGAGUUUCAUUUAAAAGCUAACCAUUCCACUUUGCAUAUACUAAACAAAGGGUUCAUCUACAUGAUAGAAUUCAUGCAGUUUAACACUAUUUUAACUAUGAUGGUUCAAUGAUAUGUGUUGGGAAUCUAGGAGCUGUUAAGCUCAAAUCACCCUCUUUGUGAGGUAAAUUCCUGGGAAAACAGCAGAGUGUGUGGAAGUAUUUCUUCCAAUGCAGCAGAGAAACUUACGCGGGGUGAGUUUAGGAAAGCCUUUGUCUUCUUCAGGAUGGCAAAGGAUCGCAAAGCCAGCUUAAAAGUUUAAAAGCAUUUAUUGAGGUAAAAAGAAAUCCAUUGAUGGAUAGAAAAGGUUUGGAGCUAACUAGCUUAUCUAAUCUGGUCUAAGAUAGGUAGACGGAUCAAAAUAACAAAGAAUCUAGAUAGAAUCUAGACAUCUUGACUACAAGAGGGGACAAAAUGCGUCCUCUCUGUGAAACAAAGCAGGAAGAAAGAAUGGUGACCACCUUUCUUCUCUAGGGCCAUAAAAAUUCUAAAGGCCAAAUUGAGGAGGUUACAUCAAGCCCUAGGAGAGAUCACAUUUCUAAAAUCAACAAAAGGAUGGGGUGGAUCUAAACAGGACAGGAAGAAGGAAAUAAGAGUAAAGCCUAUCAAGCAUGCAUAGGACUGUGGGAAGGUGUCCCUGACUCUGCUCAAGGCUUGCUAACUAACAAUAGAGACUUAGGCAGUGCAGAAUGACAUCUCUAACAAUAUGGAAUCAUGGGAGUUAUAGUUUUGUAAAGCACCAGCACACUUUGGCAGAGAAGGCUAGAGAGAUUUUGUGAAGAGCAAUAUCAACAAUGUGGCUGGAAGAGGAGCAGGAGCAAAAGAAGGAAGACACUGUAAAACUACAAUUCCCAUGAUUCCAUAGCACUAAGCCAUGGCAGUUGGAAUGGUGUCAAACUAUACUAUUUCUAAAGUGUAGAUGAGCCCUAAAUUAGGAACAGAACUUAUAUAAUUCUUCAGUGUUUGUACUUUUUAAAUCAGAACAUGAAUACAAAAUGCUUCCAUAUGGGGAAUUUUUAAAAUAGAAAAUAGCAUAGGUUAGUUGAAAUGUCAUUAAAAAUACAUAUAUUAGGUAAUAUUACUUACAGGAAUGAAUCUAUUAAGUGAAAUCACAUACAAAAACAUAUCAACUGGGUAAAAGGUAUCUAACAAACCAUAUUUCUCCAUAUGUUUCCACCCACACCCUUGGAUCCAGAAGAGAUGGCCUUCUAUCAGUCCCACCACCUUCACAAAUAUGGUUUGUGGGAACAUGAGAAAUAAUGUUCUCAGUGGCUUCCCCUAGACUUUGGAACUCCUUCCCAAGUAAUAAAUUUUACAGUCUUUCUUAACAUGCAAAAUUCCAAUGUGUGAGUCAUUAUUUUGUUAAAAGAGACAGAAAAACAUUCAAUCAUAUAAUCUUCCACCUGCAUUCUAAAGGGUCAAAAUAAACCUUAUCAACUGUAGUGCACAAUAAGAAGUAUAAUAGGGUCAACGUUAUGAUUUUCUUCUUGUUUCUAAUCCCCCCUUGGUCAGAUGACAGAUGAUGUUCCAAUUUGCCUAAAGCAGGAUAUAGACUCUGCCAUGAAACAUCUCUCUGAUUUGCAUCCUGAGAGAAUCUAUGCUAAAAUGGUUUCAAAUAGUAUUUUGCAACUACUUCCUGAUCCUGGAGAAAUACCAUACACAAACAUAUGUAUCUUAUAUUUGGAUAUACAAAUUAUACCUGAUCCGGAUGAUAGGACAUGCAAAAACAGUGCUUGCACAAUGAAAACCUGUCAUUCACAGUAUACAUUCUUAUAGGAUUGCAUCUGAGAAAUGGUAUGAUCGUUGGGAUAUGCCACAAAAUGAUUUUGAUAUUUCAUGCUGAAUCUGUGCUUGUAAUGUAGGAACCCAGUCCUGGUUUUCCCCUAACAGUUCCUAUUGACUGUAGGUGCUUUCAUCUGG